GCUUGUCUUUGCUGCUGAUUAAAAAUUUGAAAUUAACCGUUUUCUCAUCAUUACAUUGCUACCUUCCCAUUUUCAUUCUUAUCACUUGAUUUAGUUGAUAAGUGACCUGCAGCUAAAAUGGAGCCGUCCCCUGCCAUCAUUCCCCAGGAAAAGUUGAAGAUUUGGAAAAUAUUUCGCGACGUGGGACCCGAAGGAGAAGAAAUUUUAAAGUUGGUGAAGUUGGCACAUGUCGCCAACGAAAAGGAAGCCUUCGUCGUCACCUCGGCGGACGAAACGUUUUCCUUCCUCCGUGAGGAAGACGGUCUGUACCAAAUUGCAAAAAUUCCUGAACUUUGUCACGUCCAAGUCAAAGAAUUGGUUACUGGAUCAAUCAACCUCGCAAUAACGGAGGACGGACAACUUUACUCGUGGUGCAGUAAUUUCACCUUGACAAAAAUCCAUAAAAAUAUUUAUGAGCAGUUAGGUCGCUUCCGCCCGGUUUCAAAAACCUGUCCGGAUCCAAACUUUAUCAGUCACCCGGAAAUCGUGACGUACACGGCAGCCGAGAAAGUGGUGCAAGUCGCCCUCUCAGAACUGCACGAAGGUCGCGUCGUGGCGUUAACCGGGGAUGGAGAUGUCAUUCAUUGGGGCGCGAUCAGCUGGGACACGGACUCGCCAAUUUUUAUUCCGUGUGCAAAAUUUGACAACAAGGAGCUUAUCAGCAUCGUGUGCGGGGUUGGUGGUAUGACCUUUGCGUUAAGUGAGGAUGGAGAGAUAUUUCAAUGGAAGUUGGAUGCAGGUUCGCCAACAAAAUCGGACAUUUGCAGCACCCCGGUUAAAAAGCUUGUCGCGACAAAGGGGUGCACUUACGCGUUAACUGCAGACGGAACGCUUUACUUUUGCUGCACGGCACCCAACUGGAAUCCGCUAUGGGUGACGACGAAUGAGUUCGAAAACGUCCAAGACAUUGAAACCUGUUGGACGGGGAACGUUGUGGUUAUCGAGUGGAAGAAUGGCACCCGUCUCGCCUGGGAUUUGACGACGAAGAAGUGGCCGUCUCUAAAAGCUGCCUCAGUGGACGAAUAUUUUGCCGAGCUUUGUCAAAAAAGUCACCGAACUAUUGGGUCGCCAAGCACCAGUCCAGUGUGGAAGGAAGCGUUGGAUCAGGAAAUUUCCAACUUGUGGAGGAACAAGAACGAUGUGGACGUCACAUUUUCCGUGGAGGGGAAAACCAUCACUGCGCAUAAGUUGGUAUUGGCGUCAAAAAGUGAUUAUUUUGCGAACAUGUUUAGCACCGAAUGGAAGGAAACUGCAGGAUCCGAGAUUGACAUCAAGGUCACAAAAUACGUCACUUUUGAGGCCUUCCUCUUCUACCUGUACCACGGCAGGGUCACCUUCGCGGAGGCCGAGUACGAAAGCAUUUUUGUCCUUAGACCUCAUGAAGUUAGCGGACUCUUAUUGCGCCACCAACCUUGCUCGAGAAUGUGAGAAGAUUCUGAUCCGUAGGAUUAACCUGGGAAAUGCUUUCUUCCUCGUUCGAAACGCUUCCUCCGCGAAUGCUCUGAUUUUGGAGGGACAAGUGCUCAAAUUCAUUGUGGAUUAUCGAAACCAGUUAAACUUGAACAAUUUGUCGCCUCAAGAGCUGAUUGCGUUGAUUGGACAGGAUGCCCUCAAUAAAGUGGCGGUUGCACUGCUCCAGCGCUAAUGAUGCAUAGUUUAUAGUUGAGAAAUUAAAAAAAACGAUUGUAUUAUUUUAGAAUAAAUAUGACAUGACUAAGGAAUAAUGAAUUA
Molecule: messenger RNA, 1770 nt
Organism: Folsomia candida
Lineage: Eukaryota; Metazoa; Arthropoda; Collembola; Entomobryomorpha; Isotomidae
Product: RCC1 and BTB domain-containing protein 1
Exons: 8
Coding region: 118-1467 (449 amino acids)
Biological process (GO): regulation of proteolysis; proteasome-mediated ubiquitin-dependent protein catabolic process
Cellular component (GO): cytoplasm
Molecular function (GO): ubiquitin protein ligase binding
Source: RefSeq, a predicted model, not a curated record